This is a messenger RNA of Linum tenue, 312 nucleotides long. Lineage: Eukaryota; Viridiplantae; Streptophyta; Magnoliopsida; Malpighiales; Linaceae. The record is from the annotation of a GenBank genome assembly.
AUGAUUCAUCAAAAUAAUGAGCCACCAUUGAUAUCGACACAUCUGAGAUCGCCAAAUGUUCGGGAGUUCGUCUAUUCUACCCUUUUCCUUCUUCUUGUUGCUGGAUAUCUCGUUCGUACACAUCUUUUCUUUGUUUCCCAAGCCUAUAGUGAGUUACAGACAGAGUUCAAAAAGGUCAAAUCCUUGAUAAUUCUACCAUACAUGAUUGAGUUACGAAAACUUCUGGAUAGGUAUCCUACAACUGGAUUGAAUUCUUUCUGGUUAAAGAAUCUCUUUUUAGUUGCUCUGGAACAAUUAGGAGAUUUUCAAUAA